This is a messenger RNA of Momordica charantia (bitter melon), 680 nucleotides long. RefSeq lists its product as uncharacterized. NCBI's taxonomy places the organism in Eukaryota, Viridiplantae, Streptophyta, Magnoliopsida, Cucurbitales, Cucurbitaceae. The record is from RefSeq and is a predicted model, not a curated record.
UGCACAUGUUAUAUGCAAAAUUUGAGUUCAUCAGCCUCUCUAUCUCAUACAUAAAUCUCUUCCAUCUCUUUCACUGUCAAAGCCAGAUGGGUGAAGGUUAUGAGACAGAAAAUGGCCCCGGGCUGCGGUGCGCGGCACGUCGGGGGAUCCAGUUUCGUCGGAGGCGACGAAUGCCGGUGGCGAGGCUCGGGGGACCGGGGUCAGGGUCGGGGCCGGGGCGGCUUGGUAGGAUGGUGAGGAAGAUAAGAGUGAGAUGGGUGAAACUUAGAUGCUUAGCCAUGGUGAAGAAGAUGAAGAAAUGGUACAGAAAGGUGCUGAAAGAUGUAAUAGAAGCACAAGCAGCUGUAGCAUAUCCCGAGUCAUAUCAACAUAGGGUUCUGUUGGAGACUUCUUUUGCCAUUCCAAUCCUGCCUCGCUCUCUUUCUACAUAUCCAGUUCCACCAAAUGCCUGAUCUGUGUACCAUCUUAAUGUAUCAAAUUUCUACUCCAUUUUAUUUUUAUUUUUCAUUUACGGUGCUUCGAAUCUCUUUGACCCACAUGAACGGGAAUAUAACUUAGUAGUAAUUGACAUCUACUCGUUUGAAUACUCAUACCUCAAUUUGUUGUACUAAAAAGACACCCUCCCAACCCACUUCUUAAGAAAAAUAAUAAUCACUCUCAAAUACUUUUAGUUUCGUCAA